Molecule: messenger RNA, 2031 nt
Organism: Candidozyma auris
Lineage: Eukaryota; Fungi; Ascomycota; Pichiomycetes; Serinales; Metschnikowiaceae
Exons: 1
Coding region: 1-2031 (676 amino acids)
Biological process (GO): intracellular iron ion homeostasis; transmembrane transport
Cellular component (GO): endosome; vacuolar membrane
Molecular function (GO): siderophore-iron transmembrane transporter activity
Source: RefSeq, a predicted model, not a curated record
AUGGCCGACCAAAGAACUGCCUCUCAGGAGGCUAACACUUUGAACACUCAGGAAUCCGCUGAGGAAAAGGCUCAGAGCCUCAACCACAAGGAGGUCAACGACUCCCUGUCGGUGUCUUCAGAUGCUCCUUCUGAGGUGGUGAUCAAGUCGUUUGGCAUUCGCAGGGUCGAACUCAUUAUGGCUCAAAUGACUCGCCCAUGGCAUAAGGUGUUGUUCUGUUUCUUCAUCUUUUUCGGAAUGUUUAUCAUCUCGGUUGACAACUCUGCGGUUGCUGUGUUCGUUGGCUAUGCAACAAACUCAUACAAACAGCACUCAUUGAUGUCCACAAUUGGGGUGAUAAGAGGUGUUGCUGCUGGAGCAUCGAUGCCCUUUUACGCUAGAGCUGCCGACAACUUUGGCCGUCUCCCAUUGUAUAUGUUUGCGUUGAUUUUCAAGCUUAUUGGCCUCGUUGUUCAGGCCCACGCUACCGAUAUCCAGAAGUAUGGUGCUGGAACGGUGUUCUAUGCUUUGGGAAACUCGGGCUUGGCUGUUUUGUGGCAGCUUAGUUUGUCUGAUGCUACGACUUUGAAAUACAGGGUUUUGGCUGUUGCAUGCAUGAGUAUGCCCCAAAUCAUUAACACCUGGGCGAUUGGUGACAUCAACGAUGAAAUUUUGACACACCACACUUGGGCUUGGGGUAUUGCUCUCUGGGCUUAUGUCUCCUCCUUGGUCUGCUUGUUAUAUGCUGUGAUGUAUCUCGUUUUGAUCUUAAAAGCAAGAAGAACAGACGCUUGGAAGCAGAUCAACCAGGAGGAACACGCAAGCUUCAUCGAAGGAAGUCCCAGGGCAGAAAGAUACCACCUUGAGCUCAGCACCAGUGACAGUGUUAUAGGGAAAUUGAAGGGCUACGCAAAGUGGUAUUGUCUUCGUGGACUCGAUAACCUCCAUGCGUUCUUUUGGAAGGUCGAUUUUGUGGGCUGCCUCUUGCUUGCAGUGUCUCUUGGACUUCUUUUAGUUCCAUUGACACUUGCUGGCGGAAUGCUGACAAAGUGGAAAAAAGCAUCUAUAAUUGUCCCUCUUGUGAUGACCAUUGUUGCACUCGCUGUGUUCAUUAUUUGGGAAACAAAAAUCACCAAACGUCCCUUACUUCCUUGGAAAGUGAUGAAGGACCGUGGUAUUUGGGCAGGCUUUCUUGUUGGGCUCUUCACCUGCUUUAUCUACGGAAUGCCUAAUGACUACGCUUACCCGGUAAUGCUAGUGGGUAUGAACGCUACGAUUACUGUUGCAACCAGAACCCCUGCUCUCAAGGGAUUUACGGAGGCUAUUGCUAUUCCAAUAUUUGGUCUUGCUAUCAGCAGAAUCAGGAGAACCAAAGCCAUUAUUCUUUUUGGAGUGGUGUUGAUUUUCUUAUCUUCUGGCCUCUUCGUCCACUUUAGAGGAUCCAAUGAUGGAAUCCGUGACAAAUAUUUCCGUGACGGUGUCGCCAUUUCAAUGUGUUUCCUCGGUGUUGCCAACGCAUGUCUCCUUAGAGUAGCUGCUGCUUCGAUUCAAUCAUGCACCAAUCACGAAUACAUGGGUGUUGUGACGGCUAUCUUCUCCAUGAGUUACACCAUUGGUUUGGCUAUAUCGAACAGUGUUUCUGGUGCCAUUUGGACUCAGCAGAUGUAUCAAACCAUUGCUAGAAAGAUGACAGAGUUGGGCGUAGACCCAACCCUCGCAAUGAAUGCUUAUGCCGAGCCUUACACCUUUAUUAUGACUAGUCCUUGGGGUACACCAGCGAGAAGAGCAGUUAGUAUGGCUUACGCUGAGAUUCAGAGAAAGCUCUCCAUUGUCGGUGUUUGUCUCUGCGUGGUGUUGCUUGUGUGUGUUCUCUUAUUGAGAGACCACGUACUUCCAGAGAGCCAGAACUUGGGAGACGCCGACAUGAAGACCAGUGAUCCUGAACAAGCCAAGGAGGCUGCCAUCCGCAACAAGUCCCGUGUGGUCUUCACUGACGACAAGGACUACAUUUUAAUAUACUUGAAAAAGUUAUGGCCCUUUGGAAAGAAGUAA